This is a messenger RNA of Ailuropoda melanoleuca (giant panda), 8377 nucleotides long. RefSeq names its product RAB GTPase activating protein 1 like (gene RABGAP1L). Bases 250 to 3405 code for a protein of 1051 amino acids. Gene Ontology annotation, biological process: regulation of GTPase activity. The transcript is spliced from 26 exons. Lineage: Eukaryota; Metazoa; Chordata; Mammalia; Carnivora; Ursidae. The record is from RefSeq and is a predicted model, not a curated record. Gene Ontology annotation, molecular function: small GTPase binding; GTPase activator activity.
GCCCGCCCCCUCCCUCGCCUCUUCCUGCCGGGCGGUCCUCUUUUCCCCCUACUUCUCCACUCCCUCCGCCUUGCUCCCUCCGCCCUCCCUGGGCUCUGGCGGCUGCGGAGUGAACGGGACGGGCCCGGCCGCUGAGCGCGGGGCGGUGGGUGGGACGCGGGCGCCCGGCAGAGUUGUUCCGGCCCUGUCCGCGGAGACGUGAGGAGUUUUGACCAGGUGGAUGUGAAAAGAGAAGCUUGUAGAAUUGAAAUGGAGGUCAGAGCUUCAUUACAGAAGGUUAGUGGGUCAUCGGAUUCUGUGGCUACGCUGAACAGUGAAGAAUUUGUUUUGGUUCCUCAGCAUGCAGAUGAUACUUCUACAAAAGACGAUGAAAAACCUGAACUGAAGAUAGUUUCUAAUGGUGAUGAACAAUUGGAAAAAGCCAUGGAAGAGAUUUUGAGAGAUUCUGAGAAAGGGCAAAGUAGUCUUCUUGUUGAUUGUCAAAGUUCCACUGAGAUUUCAGACCAUUCAUUUGGAGAUGUUUCAGCCAGCCAAACAAAUAAGCCAUCUCUUCAGUUAAUUUUGGAUCCAUCAAAUACAGAAAUUUCUACACCCAGACCAUCUUCUCCAAGUGGAUUACCUGAAGAAGAUAGUGUUUUAUUUAACAAACUGACCUACUUAGGAUGUAUGAAGGUUUCUUCCCCACGUAAUGAAGUAGAGGCUUUACGGGCAAUGGCAACUAUGAAAUCUUCCAGUCAGCACCCCUUUCCUGUUACUCUGUAUGUGCCAAAUGUUCCGGAAGGUUCUGUGAGAAUUAUAGACCAGUCCAACAAUGUGGAGUUAGCUUCUUUUCCGAUCUAUAAGGUGUUAUUCUGUGCACGUGGACAUGAUGGGACAACAGAGAGCAAUUGCUUUGCAUUUACAGAGAGUUCCCAUGGUUCAGAAGAAUUUCAGAUACAUGUUUUCUCCUGUGAAAUUAAAGAGGCUGUAAGCAGAAUUUUAUAUAGUUUCUGUACAGCAUUCAAACGUUCUUCCAGACAAGUGUCUGAUGUGAAAGACUCAGUUAUUCCUACCCCUGACAGUGAUGUGUUUACCUUCAGUGUCUCCUUGGAGGUAAAAGAAGAUGAUGGAAAAGGAAACUUUAGCCCUGUGCCUAAGGAUAGAGACAAAUUUUAUUUCAAAUUAAAACAAGGAAUAGAGAAGAAGGUUGUAAUUACAGUGCAGCAACUUUCUAACAAAGAAUUAGCUAUUGAAAGAUGUUUUGGAAUGUUAUUAAGCCCAGGUCGAAACGUGAAGAACAGUGACAUGCAUUUACUGGAUAUGGAAUCCAUGGGAAAGAGCUAUGAUGGGAGGGCUUAUGUUAUUACUGGCAUGUGGAACCCCAAUGUACCAAUAUUUCUGGCACUUAAUGAAGAAACCCCAAAAGAUAAACGAGUGUACAUGACUGUGGCAGUGGAUAUGGUCGUCACAGAGGUGGUGGAGCCUGUGCGCUUUCUUCUGGAGACGGUUGUCCGCGUGUACCCUGCGAACGAGCGAUUCUGGUAUUUCAGCAGGAAGACUUUCACAGAGACUUUCUUCAUGAGGUUGAAACAGUCUGAGGGAAAAGGGCACACCAAUGCUGGAGAUGCAAUAUAUGAGGUAGUAAGUCUACAGCGACAGUCUGAGAAGGAAGAACCAGUCACUCCCACUAGUGGAGGGGGUCCAGUGUCUCCACAGGAGGAUGAAGCAGAAGAGGAGAGUGAUAAUGAACUCUCAAGUGGAACAGGUGAUGUGUCUAAGGAUUGUCCUGAGAAGAUCCUGUAUUCUUGGGGAGAAUUGCUAGGAAGAUGGCACAAUAACCUUGGUGCACGACCGAAGGGGCUGUCCACUCUGGUGAAGAGUGGCGUCCCUGAAGCACUGAGGGCAGAGGUGUGGCAGUUAUUAGCAGGCUGCCAUGACAACCAGGCAAUGCUGGAUAGAUACCGACUUCUUAUCACAAAGGACUCAGCCCAGGAGAGUGUUAUCACUCGAGAUAUUCAUCGUACAUUUCCUGCACAUGAUUACUUUAAAGACACUGGAGGAGAUGGCCAGGAAUCACUCUACAAGAUCUGCAAGGCCUACUCUGUCUACGACGAAGACAUCGGGUACUGUCAAGGACAGUCUUUUCUGGCUGCUGUAUUGCUGCUGCAUAUGCCAGAGGAACAAGCGUUCUGUGUUUUGGUGAAAAUCAUGUAUGACUAUGGUUUACGAGAUCUCUACAAAAACAAUUUUGAAGAUCUUCAUUGCAAGUUCUAUCAGUUGGAGAGACUAAUACAGGAGCAGUUACCGGACCUGCACCACCAUUUUUGUGUUCUGAAACUGGAAGUUCAUAUGUAUGCCUCCCAGUGGUUCCUCACUCUUUUUACAGCCAAGUUCCCACUCUGCAUGGUCUUCCACAUCAUCGACUUACUGCUUUGUGAGGGUCUGAAUAUAAUCUUUCAUGUAGCCUUGGCUCUCCUAAAGACCUCAAAGGAAGAUCUUCUGCAGGCUGAUUUUGAAGGUGCUUUAAAGUUUUUCAGAGUUCAGCUUCCAAAGAGAUACAGGGCAGAGGAAAAUGCCAGAAGAUUGAUGGAGCAGGCUUGCAAUAUUAAGGUACCAACCAAGAAACUGAAGAAAUAUGAGAAAGAAUAUCAGACAAUGCGAGAGAGUCAGCUGCAGCAGGAAGACCCAAUGGAUAGAUACAAGAGGGAGAACCGGAGGCUACAGGAGGCCAGCAUGAGGCUGGAACAGGAGAACGAUGACCUUGCACAUGAACUAGUAACCAGCAAGAUCGCUCUGCGAAAUGACUUGGAUCAGGCCGAAGACAAGGCAGACGUGUUGAAUAAGGAGCUCCUCUUGACCAAACAGAGGCUGGUGGAGACUGAAGAAGAGAAGAGGAAGCAAGAGGAAGAGACGGCCCAGCUAAAAGAAGUCUUCCGGAAGCAGCUGGAGAAGGCAGAGUACGAGAUAAAGAAGACCACAGCUAUCAUUGCUGAGUAUAAGCAGAUCUGUUCCCAGUUAAGUACCAGACUGGAGACACAGCAAGCAGCCAGCAAGGAGGAGCUGGAAGUGGUAAAGGGUAAAAUGAUGGCCUGUAAACACUGCAGCGACAUUUUCAGCAAAGAGGGUGCUCUGAAGCCCGUGGCUGUCAGCAGGGAGGAGCCGGGGGUGGACCUGGAUGAUGAGAAGGACUCCCUGAAGAAGCAGCUGAGGGAGAUGGAGCUGGAGUUGGCGCAGACCAAACUGCAGCUGGUGGAGGCCAAGUGCAAAAUCCAGGAACUUGAACAUCAGAGAGGAGCCCUUAUGAAUGAAAUCCAAGCUGCAAAAAACUCUUGGUUUAGCAAAACCCUGAACUCUAUCAAAACGGCCACGGGCACCCAGCCACUGCAGCCACCGCUGGCCACCCAGCCACCUAAGGAGAGCACAUAGUUCCAGCCUCACCCAAGCAGAAGAGCACAACGAUCAAAGGGACAGAAACCCAGGAGGAGUCUCCCGGUAUCCCUUUGCAGGAAAGUAGAGGAGGCCAGAAAGCAAGCCAGGAUUCUCAGUAGCUCUCACUCUUUCUCGUUUGACACUUUGCAAAGGGAUGUUAUUUAAACUGACCUGAGUUAUGUUGAAUACCUGCUUUUGAACUUCUUCAUGGAAGGCCGUGUUCAGUUCCAUCAUAGUAUUACCCAUUAUUUUAUAUGCCUGAUGUUUAGUUGGAAAUAAGUAAUUCAGAACUAAAUCCUUUUUAUUUAGAACUAAUUAUUCAUAAUUACUUUUAACUUACAUAAAAAUGGAGAUGUCUUUUAUUCCAAGGUUGAGGUGAUAGGAUGAUAUUAGUCACACAAAAAAAAAAAAAAAAAAAAAAAAAAAAGAAAGAAAAAAAGAAAAAAAAAGAUUGAAAUCUAAACCUCUUAUCUUUUCAGGAUUUAUUCAGAUAAAGCACACUGUGGGACCAUUCAUAACAACUGUCAGGUUUCUUCCUGAAAAUGACUCCCUGGAAAACGAUAAUCCUGUCCAAAGACUAAACCUGGGAUUGAACAGUCCCCCCAAAAAGAAUGAGUUUAUUUUCAUUUUCUGUUGGGUAUAUCUGGAAGUGAAGUGCCAAGAACCAUGGAAUAAGAUAGACUAUUGAGAAAACACCCUAGAGGAAAGGAACAGAGAUUUUGAUAAAUGCAGGAUAAGAUGAAUCAUUUGGCCCUAGUAUUCUAACAGGUCCUUUUGAGAAACUCUACACGGGAAUUGCCGAUUCCUACGUGUGAACACAGUUGUGACUUCCAGCAAACGUGAAGUCAGAGUGGCUAUUGCGAGUUGUAGCUUUAGGGAACCGUUACUGGAGAAGCCUAGAAAGGCCCAAGUUCAGCCAUUGUGCUUCAAAUGAAAUAGAGAACCAGGGACAGAGUAUUUCAUUUAAUGUUUUCAUAUAUUUGCUAAGUAAACACUAAUAUACUCUACCUUUUUAAAGUUAUGAAAUGGGAAAUAAAGGUCAGCUUCACAUCAUCUUAGUUUACUGUUAGACAGCUUUUACUGAUUUCUGCAUCUCCCUAAAAAUGUGCCCUUGGUACCCCAGAUGAAGAGAUGCAAAUGAAUUGGUGCAAAUGAAGAGGUGCAAAAUGAAUUGGAGAUGCAAAUGAAUCAAAAUAUUUUGAUUGAAUAUAAAAUCUUUAUAGAAAUACAUAUCUCAUGGAAAGGUAAAGCUAUUGUUUAAAAGUUGGUGGAAAUAGUUUUUUUCAAUUAUAUUUAACAUGCCUAUAUAUAUAUAUAUAUAUAUAGUCCUUGCAGGAAAUCCUUUGGUAACAGCAAAACGAAUUUUCCCAUUUUCUAAGCUAGUUUGGAGGCUCUGGUCCUUACGCCAACCAAACUACCAUCAGCUAUGUACAAUAACAUUUAUUGAUACUCAUCCUUCGCUUCAUUGUUGAACAUAAUUCUUUGCAAAGGAUCUUAAACUCUGUAGCCAGAGUGAUUCUCAUCCGUGCCAUAUGUUGCAAUUAAAAGUUACACAUUCUUGGAAGUAAAAAUUAAAUAGGAGCCAUCUCAACUCCAGGAUCAUGCAGUAUAAGUUGCUCACAGUAGAUCCUUUCCUCCAAAAUGAUCAUUAAACUCUAAAAAGUUAAGUUGCCUUCAUUGGUAAGUGUUUAUUUUAUCAUCUACACCCAUAAAACUGAAUGGAUGUUAUCCUUUGUUACACUCAUCAAAUAAUACUUUUCUUACAGAAUUGUGUUUUGUCCUGUCGUCUUUCAUUAUAAUAUUCACUUCCUGAUACCAAAAAGGAAAAUAAUCCAGCAUUCUGAGUGUCUGUGUUGACUCUGAUAUUCCCUACUUGGUGAUUUAGAAAAGGUAAUCUCUUUUUUUGUUGUCGUAAAAUAUAAUGGCUAGAAAAUUGCAUCUUGGUACUUGUUUCUGUAAAUCAUUUAGUAUAAUUUUUUAGCUUUGCUGGUACUUUAUGCUUUGAUUCCAAGAAACCUUGUACAAGUUGCCUUAUCAAAUGGCCAGCUAAAUUAAAGAUGUUCUUUUGUGUUUUGUGAAUCUCAUAGUUUUACUGUACAGAGCUCUUUUUAACUUCCAAAAGUCAGCACAUUCCACAGAAUGCCUAAGUUGCAUAAUUUUCCUUACGUGGUAGUUGAGGGAGAAAUAGAAUGGCUGUAAGUCCAGUCCUCACGUGUACACCUGGCUCAGUUCCAGAGCCCCUUACAUUUAUUUUUCUUUAAACAAAAUCACCAGGUACAUACAUUCCAAAUGUGUAAUCUGUCUUUUGCAUUUUCUCUUAACUCUUUCAAAAUAUUUUAAUGGCAAUCUGUAGAUUUUUUUCUUCUCCAGUUCCAUAUCGUAUGUGUACUGGUACCGUGAGUCUAAACUGUUCCUCACUGCAAUGCCUUUGGGUCAGUAGCAAUACUAGAUAGAAAGAAAAUUCAAAAUUUGAUGCAUAAUAGGAUUUUUCCUUCAAUAUAAUAGCACCACCCCAAGCCAUAUGUCUUUCUCCGUGUAUUGUCUGAAAACUAGAGCCUUCCCCAUAUUAAGUAACUAUUAGUUUUAAUUUCACUUAUUUUGAAAUAUAUUUGAAAAUUGCUACUCUGCUCUUGAAUUUCUUUUAGAAAGACAUCAAUCAGCCCAGACAUCUAGGAAAUUUCCAAAUAUUCUAGAUUGUUUUUCAUCUUUUCCUAGGAUAUGUUGUAUAAUACAUUUUUCCAUAAAUCCAACACUUGCAGCAUUCUGAAGAGUGAUGAUUUCUCUUUUCAUUAAAUUCUACAGGAUAAAUGAAAGGAAUGAACUUCAAUUUGAUAAUUCAGUUCAUUAGCUUUUAUAUCUUGAGACUCUUGUUUAACACAUUCUUUGAAGCUGAAAAAAACCCAGCUGAAUUUUGCAGUACAUAUGUUUGCUGGCUUCCCACCCUGAGCCAUGGCACAAUUUGGUUAUAUUCAGUUACAUAUAAUUUAAUGCAAAGAAAUUCUCAGUUACCUAAUGUUCUGUGUAUGAGUGCCUAUCAAAACGCUGAUAGGAAUAUCAUAUAGGCCUCUGGCCUCUCUUUCCAAACAACCACUCUCUUUCUUUCCCUCUCCCAGCUAUUCAGUUCGUAAUUUCUUCGUUGGCUUUCUUAAAUUCUAAAGUAAAGUACAAAAGCAGUCUUUGUACUGAUGUUGAGAAUAGUUAAUAAUAAUAUUUAUCUUGUUUCUUUUUUUUCCAAAAAUUUCAUUCUUCUGUACCGUUUGUUAAUAUUUAUUCUUCUCAAACCCCUACUCCAUUUUCUUAAACUAUUUUUCAGUUAAUAACUAGUGGCUUUAUUUCCCAGCGAAAGUGAGAAAAACAAGUGCAGGCACAGUUCAGGGCAUGAGAUGAGAGAUCCUGAAAGGAGCUGCUCAGUUACUGAGGACGAGGCCCGCACGAGGAACUAAUGUCAGGGAUAAGUUUUCUUUAGCUGAAAUCAACCCACUAACGAUUCUAAGGUAGUUGUCUGAUUUCAGGAUCCCUUGAAGGGAAAAGGGAGCUUUAAAAAAAUUAGAUACCUUGUUUGUUUUCUCUCUCUGGGAAAGAAUGCUUUUUACUUACUUAGCAAGAGGAUUCUGUUAUAGAACUUACUCUUUAAAAAAAAUCCCAACUCUUAAGAUAGCUGAUUUUCUUGCUUCAGUUACAAGUAAAUGAGAGAAAGGAUAAACGCUGUGGUUUGAUUUGAACGCUGUCCUACUUAUGUAUGUGCAUGACUGGUAGAAUUUUUCAUAGAGGAUCCCUGCCUCCUGUACAGCCAGGCGCCACGCCACUGAAUACACACACAGCCAAACGAGAGUUCAGUGGCCUGUGUUUCCUACUCCCAGAUACAAAACUGUCUUUCCCUCUGGUUGCCCUGCUGAUGCCACACGGAACUAGAACAGCCUUCCUCUCUUCUAGCAACUUCCAUGUAACACAGGCAAAGCCCUUCAUUUUAGGAAUUUCCUUCUCUCUCAAAAGUUACCAAAAUGAGUGCUUCCACGUGGGCCACACCUCAGCAGACGAGGCUCAUGAGUUGUAACGAGAAGGGCAGAUGUUUACAAGUGGCUGAGUGACUCCAGUCAGGUGUCCCCUUCCCGGCUUCCAUCUGAAAGACUACAUGUCAAGCGUAUCUCUGAAUGAAUUUGUUACCUGUUAUAAAAACAUCUUCAUCAACAUGUCCCAUUCUCCCCACCUCCAUCCUUAGUUUUUCAUUAGUAGUAUUCUGAAAACUUUAAGAAAAGAGAAUCAUUAAGUAGAAAAUAAACAUUUUAAGUUACUUUCCUUUUUCAUUGGCAAUAAGUUACUAUGUAAAAUCUUUGCCGUUAAAAUGUAAUUUUAAUAACUAUAUAUUAUAUAUGGAAUAAAAUAUAGGCAACUUAAUUAUAAGUAUAUAAAUGCAUCAAGACUGGUGUCAUGAAAGCACAAGAAUAAAGCUGGAGAUGGUCCCAGAAUCCAAGAUGACCCAAUAUAGCCUUUUUCAGCAAUUUCUCCAUUUUUGGUAUUUUGCAUAAUGUAUGGAUCUUCAGUUCAAGUGAAGGAAGAAGUUUCUCAAUCAGCAUCACUUCCCUUCUUUCAACUCCUGCCUUUCCCUUGCUGAGGAGGUAGUAGAAAUUCUGUACCAUUUAUUUUUGUGAAUUCUAUGAUUUUUGUCCGUGACUUCUCUAAAGAAAACAGGCUCUAGAAUAAAGGAGUUGAUUGGCCCAAACAGUGCUGACUACAAAAGAAACAUGAGUGAGCAGCCUCUGUAAACACUGACCAAUUAGAUGUUUCCAUAAUUCCAUGUAUUAUGUAUAGUACAUGCUAUCAGUGUAAAUGUAAUGCUUGUUAUGAAAAGUGCAAUUUAUUGUACAUUGUCCCAACAAAUGUUUACUUUUAUAACAGUUAUGAACUUGGAUUAGUAUCUUGUUUUCAUGUGUGAAUGAAGCCUUGUGAAAUAAACAAAUUCAACCAAGAA